Molecule: messenger RNA, 1711 nt
Organism: Periconia digitata
Lineage: Eukaryota; Fungi; Ascomycota; Dothideomycetes; Pleosporales; Periconiaceae
Source: the annotation of a GenBank genome assembly
GUAACCUCCUGCUAUAUCUGGUAUCUGGUACAUAUUAAAAUCGUUCAGUUUAAGCUUAUGGCGUAUCCGUAAAGUGGCUCUUUUCAAAUUCCUGUAUGCACGCACACAUUGUGUAGCUCCCUCUGUGUGAUAUUUGUGUAGAGAAUGAAACACCAGUUGACCUCUACAGACAUUUACAUAUGUACGUUCAUAUUUGAUGCAUGCAUAGAAGCCACAUAAUAUCAAAGAACUUGCGAGGAAACAAGUACAAACGCAUAUUCCAUAUUUGGACUUCUAAUAGGCCGUCGAACCGCGUCUCGCUAGUUUAUGCACUCAACUGGUACUUAGUAGGUGUUGCACCCUGGCCCGGCGCUGAAAGCAGAACUCCUCCUUUUGUGAACUUUUUAGUCAUCGCUCACUUCUUAUAACCUCAUUUUGACAGCUUUUCAAGUGUGGGAAACACUUAAGCUUCUAAUUAAAAAGGAAGGUUAUGAAGUCCUUAGGUACUAGUUAUCUACCUGCUUACUGACAAUUGAAUAUACGAACAUUUGAAUGUCACACAGGUGUCGAUGGGUACAUGCCCUGAAUACACUAUUGAAUCGUUCGGAUUGACUAAAACUCAACAACGAUGAAGAAUAUCUCGUUCUGAUCUCCGACGAUAGCGAAUGACCUUAGGUAGUACAAUAAAGCGGCCCAAACAAACAAUGUCAGCAACCCAUCGGCAUGUAUCUGAACCAAUCACCAGCCGUUUCGUUUUAUCCGAAGAUUGAAUUUCCACAUAACGACCACCAUGUACUCGUAUACAAUUCACACAUAAAUAUCGCAAUUUGGGAUGUUUCAAAGGGCCCCUUGAUCAGAUAAAUAUGAGUAGUUCAGUCCACUCCUUAGGUGCUUGCUUGAGUUCACCACCACCAUGAUGUACUUGUAUAUAAUAUCCACAUUAGCCCUGGUAGCAACUAUCGCAGCGCACUGCGAACUCCAUCAUCUCGAUGACGCCGUCGACGCAUACCUCAAGGCGCAAAAGACCGGCCAAACCGCCGCAUUCACUGCAACCUUCGACAACUCGACAUGGCUCGGAUAUUACGAGAACGCUGUCAAGAUGACCAUUCACAACAACACCCUUUCCAAGCCUUUACCUAUCACACACACACGAACGAUUCGCGAUCUCACACUUUGCUCUACAUAUACCGAAGUAGUCGUGGACAGUAAAAGCGAUCCGUACGUCAUCGGCACACAGCUGCGAUUCGCGAACCACAAGAUCAACAGGGUUGAUUCCAUCGUCACAAAACCUGGAGACUGGCUAUUCAACAUUACAGGGUUUGCGUAUUGGACGGCACAAGAGAACUGGGAUACUAUAGCCGUCGAGCAACGCGACACACGCGACACCAUCAAGAAGGCUGCAGAUGCGUAUCUAGAUCUCUUCAACAACCCUAACACGACUGUGCCUUGGGGGACUCCGUGCGUCAGGCUGGAGGGUGGACUGUACGGAGAUCCUGGACCGGAAGGGAGCUGCGCAGUUGGUGUGCCGCAAGGAGUACCACUGACGAGACGUCGGUAUGUCAUCGAUGAAGCGGUGGGAUCUGUCGAGGUUUUGCUUGACUUUGGGCAGAGUAAGUGGCCAGAUAGUCACCAGUUUAGGGUCGAGAAAGGGAAGUUGAGGUAUGUGCAUACCUUGACUCAUUGUGGGACUGCGAAUUGCGGGCUUCCAAAUGGCACGAGUAUCGUUUCUUGA